AUCGUAGUGUUUUUGUUUUGUCUGACUGACAUUCACUUUGUCAACAAAUAAAAAUAAACAAUCAACCUCGUGUAUUAAUCAUGGUUCGUAAAUUAAAAUUUCAUGAGCAAAAAUUGCUAAAAAAGGUCGAUUUCCUUAAUUGGAAAGUCGAUAACAACUUGCAUGAAGUGAAAGUUAUGAGAAAAUAUCACAUUCACAAAAGAGAAGACUAUACGACAUAUAACGCAUUAUCACGACAAAUUAGAUCGAUUGCCGAAGAAAUAGCAAAUAUUGAGAAAAAUCACCCUUUCAGAACAGAAGUUAGUGCACUUUUGCUGGAAAAAUUAUAUGUGUUGGGAUUAAUUCCCACGAAAUGGGAUCUGGAAGCCGCCAGCAAAAUAUCUGCAAGUUCAUUUUGCCGUAGACGUUUGCCUAUUGUUAUGGUUCGGAACAAAAUGUCAGAAAAUACUAAAAACGCUUCAAAACUUGUUGAACACGGACAUGUACGAGUUGGAGCUGAAGUAGUGAAAGAUCCAGCUUUUCUGAUAACAAGAACGAUGGAAGAUUUCGUGACUUGGGUUGAUGCUUCAAAGAUUCGACAACAUGUUUUAGAAUAUAAUGAGAUGAAAGAUGAUUAUGAAUUAAUAUCAGGAACAAUGUUUCACACUCUGAUAUCGAUCUUUAUAAUCAUCUUUAUUGUUUGUGGCAUUGAAGGCUUCGGUGUUUCUCCUGGAACGCUUUUUGCUCGAGUAAAUGAUACUUUUAAAAUUAGCUGCUUCGUGGAUCACGGCAAUGGCGAGUUGAAUUUCUACGAUGACGACGAAAUUGUGUCUAAUGGAGAUGUCAAGAGAAUCAACGAUACGUUUAUAGAACUGACGAAGUUUUAUUCCCGUCCUGUAAGGAAGAACUUCACAUGCAAACAAGAAGAUAAUAACGUCGGAUUGAGUGAAGUUUUCAUUGAUAAAAGAAUGGCAGCAGUAGAUAAUUUUAAAUGUCGUUCAAAUGAUCUCUUGACAUUAACAUGUUCCUAUCGAAAACCUCCGUACAAUCUUCCUAUCAAAUAUCAAACACAAUUUUCUAUCAAUCACGAAACGCCACGUGCAAUUGAGAAAAUAGAUAUCAUGACGAAACUUUCCAUCCAUAACGAAAGCAGUGCACAUAUUAAGCUUUUAUUGCCUAAAGAAGUUGAAAAGAUUUCAAGUGAAAUGCUUUUUGAUGUUCAAUUGAAGUUGGUUGAUGAGACUGAUGAAAAAUGGAUUAAAAUAAUAGAUCCACGUCUUCAAGUGGAAGGAAGAGAUGGAUAUCUUAUAAUUGAUAAUCUUAACUAUGCCAAUACAGUCUACAAUCUCAAAAUUCGAAUGAAAACAAAAGAUGCUGAAGAUAUUGAUGAGAUGUGGUCGCCUUAUAAAGAAAUGUCAUUUAAAACACCAUCAAAAGUUCCAGAAGAAACUCCAAUUACAUGUAGAAAUUGUUAUAAUGUUAUGGAUAAUGGAAACAUUGUCAUCUAUUGGAUGGCAGUGCCGAAGCUUUAUCAAAAUGCUGAUAAUUUUAGAUAUCUUGUUCGCGGCAGGAACGAGAAUAAUGAACAAGUUUUUGAUAAAUUUUAUAUCGAUACUUCAAUGAUGCUCGAGUUGGAAGGGCUGAGAGCAAACGAUUUAAAAAUUGAAAUUUUCAGCGUCAAUAAUAAAGGCACGUCUGAAAGUUUUAGUGAAAUUCUCAUUCCAAUUCAACGGUCUAAUCAAUGCGGAAAUUUUCUAAAAAUUCGUAAAGAACUCCAUGAUCAAACGUACCGAUUGUCAUGGAAAGUCAUGGAAGAAAUUGAUAUUGAAAGCUUUAAUAUUUUAUGGUGCUACCAAAGAAACGAACUUCCAAAUCAAUGUGAUGGUCCAAUAAACAUUCUCGAAAUGGCGGCAAAUACUUUUGAGUUAGAAUUAAAUGCUUCAUCUUUGAUACAGUUUGGUGUCGUAGCAAAUGUCCGCAAUAAAUCAAUUACCAACGGAUUUAAGUGGACUGAAUGCACAGCAUCAAAAGCGAAUGAAAUUGGUCAAGUUCACUCCUUAUGGGGCUUUGUGCAAACUAAAAAUGCAAUUCUCAUUAAUUGGAAGCUGAACUGUGUUGAUGAACCAAUUGUUGUGGGUUACAACAUCAGUUAUUGCCCACUUAAAGAACAUUCGAUUACAGAAUGUUCUGAAGAAUCUAAAAUUGAAAUAGUGAUACCUGAAAAUGAUGCCGACGAGUUAAAUCGUUACGAAAUUGUUAACUUAAAAUCCUAUACACUUUACAACAUUUCCGUAUCUUUAAUGAGUCACAACCGUUUAGGCCUUCGUAAAAUUCCGAUAAUGAUACGAACAUUGGAAAGUGCUCCAACAGAUCCAAGAAAUUUGAAAGCUGUGAGAGUUGAACAGACGUCAAUUGAUCUUACAUGGGACCGACCGCUCGAAGUUAAUGGCGACGCAAUGACAUAUCAGCUUUGGUACAACGACCAUAUAAUCAAUAUCAACGAUAACAAUACAUUAAACGAAACGUUCGCCUUUCGACUUGAUAACUUGAAGCCAUUCACACGUUAUAUUAUUACGGUUAUAGCGUGUACAAGUGAUUGUUCAGUGCCGAGUGAAAGCUUAUCACUUCAAACAAAAGUUGGUGUACCUGAAAGGAUGUACCAACCAAAAUUGCAAACAACAAGCGAUAACUUGAUUGCUAUAAGUUGGGAAUUGCCAAAAGUAAUUGGCGGUAACCUUGACUACUUUGAACUUAAACUUACAACCUUAAAAGACGAUGAAGUUGUAAAGGAAGACGUUUAUAGAAUUAACAGAAACUCUCCUCAUUGCGUAAUCAAUAAUCUCCAAUGUCACGACGAGCGAAUUGAUCUAUCUAUGCGUAUAGUCAAUCUAAAGAAUCCUCCUAUUGAAAACGAUAUAAUUAAAGAAAUAAAUCCCGUCGGAUGUUUGAGUAUUUCUAAUAAUAUUGAUGACGAUAAUAACAUCGAGAAGUUCUAUGGUGACUGGUCACAACCGAUUAUGCAUUAUUGUCGUCUCCGUUACUCGCCUGCAAUGAUAGCAUUCAUAUUCAUUCUGAUUAUACUCAUCUUGAUUUUCAUAUUCUUAUUUAUAAAAUUCUAUCAGAAAUACCAGAAGAUGAAAGAUAUUCAUAUUGUUUUACCAAAGGAAUUUGAUCAUCAAAUUACAUCUUCUGUGAUAAAUGAUAGCUACGAAAGUCAAAGAUUAACUUCACUUCACGUUUCAUCGAAUGUGGAUGAAAAUGAAAUUGAAAAAUAUGAUGUGAACGAGAAAGAAAAAUUUAUAUCGCGAACGCCGUCUUCGCCAAAUUUACCCGACGUAACAAAACGUGAGCACAUUCCAUUGUUCAUUAUCACUCCACCACCUAAGACCGAUGCUAUGAAUGUUUAUAUACCAAAGAUGUCACAGAUCAACAAAAGCCUCAAAUCAUAUCCACCAACGCCUGUAAAAGCCAACAUAUGUGAUUCAAAUUUGCCACUGGAUCCCCAAGUCGAUCCAAAUGGCUACAUGAAAAUGAAUUCGCCUUCAAAAUCGCCUGUCACUGCCGUUGCAGGUUAUCUCGACAUGACUGGAAAAGUUACAAACCCCUUUUCGAAGGAGCCAAAAAAACAUUCGGAUUACAUAACAAACGAAGUAAAGUCUUUCAUCAAAGACUCUGAUCUUAAUAACAACGGAUACAUUAAAAACACUCGUCCAAUAAUGUGCCCAAUGAAAAUGUCAUUAGCUGUUUUCUUAUUAAUCUGUAGUAUAAAUAUCAUAGAAUCAUCACCUGAUGGUUGGACAGAUCCAUCGGGAGAGAUAAUACAACUUAGUGGUACAGAUGUUAGGAUAAGAUGUGGUGUUAAUGGAGAUAAAUAUUCAUACAACAGUUUAGGAUUUUACAACAAUUCCGAUGAAAUAGAUUCCAAGUAUAUUCGACAGAUAAAUCAAUCAGUCAUCGAACUUAUGCUGCCGAAUGUAUCCGAACAAGAUACAGUAAUUCUAUGUAAGCUUGAUGGUCAACAUGGAAUUUCCUACAAUGAUCUCAAAAUCGGAAGAUUUCCCGAGAAUAUUUCAGGCUUCAAGUGCCUAUCGAAUAAUUGGCAAGAUAUGAACUGUUCGUUUGAGAAACCUUACAAUCCGGUUGCUGUUCAGUAUACACUCACUUAUCGUCUCCCAAAUUCAUCACAAAGAUAUCCUUGCAUUCAACCACCAAUGAAAGAUUCGAAAAUAUUUUGGUGUCACAUACAAAGCAAAGGCUAUCGUCGAACAAAUCCAACUUUUGAGUUCACACUGAAAGCCGAGAAUUAUUUUGGAAUUAAUGAACAAACGAUAACAAUUGAUAAUUUUGCCAGCGUAAUUCCAGCGGUACCUGAAAACUUUAAAGAUAUCAAAAUAAUGUCGAACGGUGUGCUGUUGGGUUGGAAUGUGAAUAAUAAGCUUCUGGUGUUUCCAAAGAAUUUUGAUUAUGAGUUUAAAGUGACAUCACCACAAGAGUGCGAUCCUGAACCGAAACAUAUUCGAUUCACUGACAUUCCAGCAACUGUCGGAGAAUUCCCAAAGAAUUUUACACGUGAAUUAUCAUUGGCUUUUGCUCAUACUUGGUACACGAUUGGCAUUCGAAUGAAAAUAUCAUUGGCACCAGAUGUUGAAGAAAUGUGGAGUGAGUGGGCAAUUAUUAAUAUCAAAACAUUAAUGCGACGUCCCGAUCAUCCACCUGCAGUUGAUAUUGGAAGCUUCAACAUUGGACCUGGUGGUGAUGUUUACAUUUAUUGGAAACAUUUGCAUAAAUGUUAUCAAAAUGGGGCCAACUACAGUUACGCUGUCUCUUCAAACAUUUCAAAAUAUGAAUUUCCAAAUGAAAUUCAUCCACAAUAUGCAAUUUACAAUAAAGAUCGCUUCGAUUCAUCGCGUGGUACAAAAAUCUCAAUAAAAAAUUACAAUGAAAUCGGAUCAUCAAUCGACACAAGUGUAAUUAUCAUUCCCGCAAGAUUUCAUCGCUUGGAAGGACCAACAAAAAUUCGAAAAAUAUUAAGAAAUGGAAGUUAUGAGUUGUCGUGGUCACCGCCACAAUAUUAUCGUGAUGAAAUCACUUCUUAUACAGUUUUUUGGUGUGUCUCAAAAUCAGAACUACCGAAUAGUUGUGAAGGUACAAUCGACUUCAAACGUUUUCAACCAUCACAAACACAUUUCGAACAUAAAUCAAAUUCUAUUCAAACUAUAAACUUUGCUGUGUCAGCAAAUUCUGAGCAUUCAACAUCAGGAAUGGUAUGGGCCCGUUGUACAACAGCAAACAGUAAUGAAAUUGGAAAGAUUAAAACAAUUUGGAUACCACGUUUAGCAUCGACAGAGAUUGAAGUUGAAUGGAAGUUGGAAUGCACUGAUUCAGGAAUUGUUGCUGGUUAUCAGCUUGAAUAUUGUCCAAGUAAAGAACCAAAAACUUUGGAAUGUAUGGAACCUUCUAAGAAACUUAACAUUACCGGAAAGUUAGAGAAUCCUAAACACACACUCUCAAAUCUUACGCCUUACACAACUUACAAAAUCAUCAUCAGAAUGUUUUCAAAUUCAACAAUGGGACCGGCAAGUGAUCCCUUAGCCAAUACAACCCUUGAAGCGGCACCAUCUGAAGUUCGUGGUUUGAUAGCAAGAAAUAUUGGCAACACAAGUGUUGAACUUUACUGGGAUCCACCAGAGUUUUCAAACGGCGUUUUAUUGUUUUAUAAAGUUUGGGCGAAUGGAAAAGAUCAUAAAGUAACGAAACAAGACCAUAGUCAUACAGUGGAAAUUGACAACACUCACAUCACUCGAAUGAAUUAUACUUUAGUGGACUUAAUGGCGUAUACUGAAUAUGAUAUUGCUGUUGAAGCUUGCACGAAAGAAUGUUCAACAUCAUCAAAAACAAAAAUUAAAACUACAACAGGUGCACCUGGAAAUUUCAGUAAACAACCAUCGAUUGAUGUUUUCAGUAAUAAUUUGUUAAAGAACUAUACAAGUGCUAAUAUCGGAUGGGACGAGCCAAUGUUUAAAGGUGGCACUUUAGAUUAUUACGAGUUCAAAACAAAAAUAACUCUUAAUAAUGGAAAAUUCAAGGAAGAUGUUGUGAAGACAAGAAAACGAGAGUGCUACAUUGACCAGCUCUGUGUUGGUGACGUCAUGUUUUAUGAAUUCUCAGUUCGUGCUGUUAAUUUCGUUCUUACACCACAUUCGAAAGAGUCGCAUGCUAGAAUUGAAGGUUCUGAUGAGAAACAAAGCUGUGACAACGAUGAUCCAAUUCUUAUAAGUUCACUUGAAGCUUUAAGAGUAGCUGACCCUCAUGGUUGGCAUUUACCUGGACCUUGGUCACCAGCUAUUGGACAUUCAUGCAAUUAUGGGGGAUUCGAUUCAAAACAAUCUCUUAUGAUGUUCAUGAUGAUUUUCCUUGUUGUUCUCAUCCUAGUUAUGUUGUUUUAUGCUUAUCGUAAAGUCGUUGAAAUGAAAGAUAUUCUCGUACAAAUGCCACCUGGAUUAGAGGAUUUAUCGGGUGAUAAAAACAAGAAACUGAAGGAGUUGAGUGUAAACGAAGGAAAAAUGGAAACUCCUGACAUAUUGCGAAACGUUGACAAUACAUCAAUUAUUUGUGAAGAUGAAAAUGGUCAAUUAUUGAAAAAGUCAUUGAAUGGAAGUAUCAAUGGAGCAGAUUGUAGUGGUAGCAUACAAAGUGAGAGUACGAGAAGUGAUUCUGAUCAUAUCGAUAAUGAAGAUGACAUUGAAUAUGGAGAAUUUGGUAAUGGCGUUCAAAUGGAAAAAGAUAAUUCAAAGAGUUCAAGUGAUGAAAUAGAGAGUUCACCAAUUAUUGUGUCUACGCCGAUAUCAGAGAAAUUUCAAAAGCCAACAAAUGUUGUAAGCCCAUCAAUGCCAUCUAGUGGUUAUGUGUGUCAACCGCCGCCAAGAAGCUUUGUCACACCUUUGCCAGCGAUUGGAAACAGUAACGGAUAUGUUACAAAUUCCAUACUAAGUCCUAUGAUGUCAAGUGGCUAUACUCCAUUGAGUGCCUUAGGAAAGUUUAAUUCAAAACAAAAUACGCCAAUUGAUGACAAAAUGGGCAUCAAAACACCGAUUGUAGCAACGACUGAUCAAGAAGGCAUUUCUGGCUAUGUAACACACAAACAGCUCUCUGACUUUGGCCAACGAAUGCAGUAAUUCAUUGAACAUCAGAAUGAUGUAAGACUUAAGAUUCUCAAAAAAAUGAUAAGAAUGUUCUUCAAGUGAAACUUUAAUAUUUAAUUAUCUCUGUAAUGUUCUGUAAAUGUUUAAAAUUCAUUACGAAAGAUUUCACAGUAAAUUCUCAUCAUCCUUGAAAUUUAUCAUACGGAGAUGUUUAGGCUUAAAAUGUGCAUUAAAAAGUUCAUUCACAUGUUACUCAUAUCUACUAAUUGUUGCUCAAUUCAGAUGAAAAAUGAAAUAUUCACAUUGCUACGAAAAGGAUUUCAAAAUUAAAAGUUUGAUGCUUUUUCAAUGUUAAACCAUAAAAGAAAACUGAAGAAAUGAUUUUUAUUUUUAUUCAUUGCUCUUGCCACUAACAAAAAAGUUUCUGUUUCUGAGAUAAUCCUUCGAUGCAACUUGAAUAGAAAAAUUUAACUUUAUAAAAACUAUAAAUGGAUAAAUUAAAGAAAGGGAAAAAAAUUCUAUUGAAUCAUUUGCCUUAUCAUUUCUCAACUGAAUAAAUGUUUUGUGGUUCUACAGUGCUUUAAAUAAAACAAGAAAGUUUACACAUUCAAAAUGUUGAUAUUUGGAACCUUAGCAGAUUAUCUAAAGGAUGUAAAAGUUUAUUAAAAAUAUGAAUUCAGUAUGUAAUGAAUAUAUAAUGAAGAAAUGAAAGAAAAUUAAUCACAGAACUGUUGCUAGUUAAAAGACAUUUUAUGGUUGAAGACUUACAUAGUUUGAAAUAAAGAAAACUUUUUAAAUGAAUCUCUUUAGCAUAAAACAAAUGAAUAAUUGACUGUUCAAAUAAAUCUUAAGAUUAUUUGUCGUAGGCCCGCCUCAAUGAUACCUGAACAAGACAUAAAAAAAUUGAAAUUCAUUUUAUACACGAAAACAUUUAAAAAGAACAAUGAUGAUUUUGAUCAUGGAUAUUCCAUGUGAAUUCAAUUUCACAUCAACAUUACAGUUUAUAAAAAAUGAAAUAAAAACUAUUUUUGAUGGUAAACAUAAGAAAGUUGCCUCGAUUUUUAGAGAAAAUAAUACUUUUUGGAAACUCUAAUUAGAUAAAGUUCUAAUGUUUAAAACUAAACUGAAUAUGAGCGUCAAUUAGGCAAAUUCUUUUCAAUAAUAAAACUAAUGAAUGUUUCUUGUUAUGUGGAGAAACUUCAUCUUGAUGUGAAAAGAAGAUGCAUAAAAUUUAAUGAAAAUAUUUUACUUAAACUUUGUAAUUAGUUUGCGUCCUUCAUGUAAUUCUUGUGCAAAAUAAUGUGGACUGAAUCAACACAGAACGAAACUUAAAGCAUUUAAAAGAUAGUAAGAGUCAAUUUAAGUAGCUUUGCUUGCGCUGAUAUCAAAAUUUAAUUAUAUUCACUCCUUUGCUUAUUUUCUUUCAACUUUGUCUUCUUUAAAUGCUUCAUUUUGUGGUUCUUUUGUUUACUACUUAAAAGUGUUUAUUUUUCAUUUAUGUGCCUAAUUAGUUUUUUAAGUUAUCAAUUGUAUUUAAAUAAUUAUAAAAAAAAGGAAAAACUUAAUAAUGUAGUUACGUAUGCGUAGAGAAAUAAAAAUAUAAGAUGUAUUUUAUAAAAAAAAAAAGAAGCAUAAGCUUU
Clunio marinus is the source of this 8761-nucleotide messenger RNA. NCBI's taxonomy places the organism in Eukaryota, Metazoa, Arthropoda, Insecta, Diptera, Chironomidae. The record is from the annotation of a GenBank genome assembly.